AUGAAUAGUGACACUCCUGAUGCCGUUUCAGUCCAAGAUCAGCUCCCAUCAGCAUGGCGGUUGAGAAGUGGUUUGGAAGACUUGGAUUUUGAGUUGACAUGUAAUCCACAAGACAUUAAAGUGUCUUUUAGAACAUGUCAACUGAAAAGUUUAAAUUUAAAUGCCACAAGUGUUUACCUCUCCGACAAACGCUGCAGAGGUAUUAAGGAUCAGAAUAAUACAAGUGUUAUUUCCGUUACAUCUUCUCUUCAAGAUGGAGACUGUGGAGCCCAGCUAUAUAAUAACGGGACACAUGCCAUCUAUAAGAAUAUUAUGUAUGUCCAAUUGGAAACAGAUAAAAAAAUCAUCAGGAACUCUGAAGCUCAGAUGAAUUUCUCUUGUGCUUAUCCACUUGACCUCACUCUUAAAACAACGUUUAACCCUGUUCUAAGUUCAACAAGCAUCACUGUUGAUGGCGCUGGACAAUUCAAAGUGUCCAUGGUUGUUUAUAAGGACCAAAAUUUCAAAUCAACAUAUCAAGAUACAGAGCUGGUGCUACCAACAACAGCAACAUUACAUGUUGGAGUUAUUCUCAAUGGUGCAAAUACUUCCCAGUAUGUCGUUGCAAUGAAAAACUGUUACGCUACACCAAGUAGACAUGGUGAUGAUCCUGUGAAAUAUUACAUCAUUAAGGAGAGAUGUCCUAAUAAGGAAGAUGCAACUAUCAGGGUGAUAGAAAAUGGAGUCUCUUUGCGAGGACUCUUUUCUGUUCAAAUAUUCAAAUUUGCUGAAGAUUCUAACAUGGUUUACUUGCACUGUGAAAUCAGUCUCUGUGAUACCAAAAGACAGAUGUGCAAAACCUCAUGUUCUAGGCCACAGUCUCGCAGAGCUCUGAUGCAGGAUGCUACUUUUGUUCUGGAGUUUGGGCCUAUUAUGUGCUAUGGUUCUGGAAUGUAUUAA
Messenger RNA from Pseudophryne corroboree (corroboree frog), 939 nucleotides. Its product is annotated as uromodulin-like. The record is from RefSeq and is a predicted model, not a curated record. Gene Ontology annotation, cellular component: apical plasma membrane; cell surface. Gene Ontology annotation, biological process: neutrophil migration. The transcript has 7 exons. The coding region runs from base 1 to 939 and encodes 312 amino acids. NCBI's taxonomy places the organism in Eukaryota, Metazoa, Chordata, Amphibia, Anura, Myobatrachidae.